Messenger RNA from Monodelphis domestica (gray short-tailed opossum), 12150 nucleotides. It is a transcript of the gene TRIM67, whose product is annotated as tripartite motif containing 67. The record is from RefSeq and is a predicted model, not a curated record. Gene Ontology annotation, molecular function: zinc ion binding; protein binding. NCBI's taxonomy places the organism in Eukaryota, Metazoa, Chordata, Mammalia, Didelphimorphia, Didelphidae. Gene Ontology annotation, cellular component: cytoplasm.
GGGAUGCCAUAAUGAUAGCUGAAGAAACUGAUUCUUUUUUCUGCUGACGAGUCGGAAUAGCACAACCACCUUCGUCACUGACGCUAAGGUAUUGAUGAUUUAGUUGCUGUGUACAAUUACUGCCUUUUAUAGCCUUUUGUUGCUGCAUACCCAGGAGUAAUGGGAAGGAAGGAAUUGUAGUAUUUAAAUAUUUUUUCUGAUUCAUGCUACUGAGAAACUUCCGUAGGCAGACUGCUUCCUAUUUGUGAUAUCUUCCCUUCUGUCUGCACCACAAUCCAUAGAAAUUCGAGAGAUUUGCAGAGCAGACUGAGAUUCGAGGGUUGCGUGGGUAGUUGUUCCCGCCGCUAGUGGCUUGCAUUUGAGAGUAUGAUGAAUUUUCCAUUCACAAAACUUACAAUACUGCUCCUUGCUCCCCUCUGGACGCCUUCUGGCUCACCCUCACCCCUCUCCACCACAGUCUAUGCCUGUUCCUCAGGACUUAAUUCCUGACUAUGGUACGUACUAAUUUAGUGUUUUCUUACAUUUCACUGGUCAUUGGGAUUUCAUCCCUUUUAACCCUGAAACCUACGCUAUCUACAAGGCUAGCCUACGUUAUCAGGCCAUGGCUCAGAGACAAUGUGUAUAAGAGAGAUAAAACGGCUAACAUUAAAUACUUUAAUAAACCUUCAUCUUUUGGUUUAAUGCUGUCCGACAUUUUGUGACCAACGUUUUAACUCCAUCAGAGAUUUUAAAAAGAAUCCCUCAACCCACGUCUCCAAUACAUUGUUAAGCUACAGAUUUUUGUAAGCCCUAUUUUUCAUCAAUUGUUUAUUUUGGAGGAGGACAGAAGGCGAGAAAGGAGGUGUGGGGAUGAUGGGAGGACUGGGCGGUGCUCUUUCCAAAAUGUGCUCUCACUCUAAAUAAUGGAUUGUUAUUUGUAAAGAUCCAAUUUCCACGAAUCCCUUUAAAUUUUCCCUUUGCCCUGCCGGCCGCCGUGAGAAGCAGGCACUUAUUUGCUAAGCAGAUUCUCCUUUCCCUUCCCCCCUCCCUGUUACGUUCUGCUAUGAAAAUUACAACUCCACAGCUCACCAGCACCUCGAUCAGGAGGGAGGAGGCAGAAGGGUGGGGGGAAUUCCCGAGCAAUCUGGGAUCACGCCCUCAGCCUGCGGGCUGCCAUCCUAGACUAAACCAAGGUCAGAGGCACUUCGGGAGCAGCAGUGGAAAACCAAGAUACCUAGACUAGCCUAGCCUGGGAUUGACGGUAACAACAGUGACAGCCGCAGCAACCCUAUGAGGCGUAGCCGGAUCUUCCCCGCCCUGGCAGCGCUCUAUCAGUCUGUAAUAGCAGCAGCAGAAGCAGCGGUUCCUCCCGCCGCCCACCUCCCAGACUGCGCCUUGUUCAUCUCAGAAGGAUACAGGCAUUUUCUCCUAAUCGGGCGCUGUCCAACAGGGUCCUGGUGCUGAAUCCAGCUCUGCCUCAAGGGUUUCGAGUCUUCCCGCCAGCCUCUGAGCAACCCACUCCACCCGAGCCGCGAUGGAAGAGGAGCUGAAGUGCCCAGUGUGCGGGUCCCUGUUCCGAGAACCCAUCAUCUUGCCCUGUUCCCACAACGUUUGCUUGCCCUGUGCCCGCACCAUCGCUGUACAGACUCCAGACAGCGAGCAACACCUGCCUCCACCACUCUUACACACUCGGGCCCCGUCGUUGCCUACCGGCUCAGCUGCAGGUCCUCCACCAGAAUAUGAACCUGGGAACGGACCUGCAUGUGCUGGUGGAGGUACCGGCAGUGGCGGCGGCGGCAGCGGCGGUGUAGGUGGUGUCGUUGGGGGAGGGGAUCAUGCUGACAAGCUGAGCCUACAUAGCGAGACGGACAGCGGUUAUGGCUCCUACACUCCCAGUCUUAAAUCCCCUAAUGGAGUGCGGGUACUACCCAUGGUGCCCGCACCUCCGGGCUCCUCAGCCGCAGCUGCCCGCGGCGCAGCCUGCUCCUCCCUGUCCUCUUCUUCCUCCAGCUCUAUCACCUGCCCUCAGUGCCACCGCAGCGCCUCUUUGGACCACCGCGGCCUCCGUGGCUUCCAGCGCAACCGGCUGCUGGAGGCCAUUGUACAUCGCUAUCAACAGAGCCGGGGGUCCGGGACUGGAACAACGGCAGCAGCUGCCGUUGCCCAUUGCCAGCUCUGCGACCGCACCCCUCCAGAGCCAGCAGCCACGCUCUGUGAGCAAUGCGAUGUACUUUAUUGCUCUGCCUGCCAGAUCAAAUGCCAUCCAUCCAGAGGACCAUUUGCCAAGCACCGCUUGGUGCAACCACCGCCGCCACAACCAGCGGCCUCUACACCUCUAGGUGCUACCCAAGGAGCCCCCAGCGGCAGCGGUGGCAGCAGUAGCAGCAGCAGCAAAAGCCCAGGCCCUGGGGCUGGAGCAGCAGGAGGCACCGGGGUCCGUAAAUUUCCUACCUGCACAGAUCAUGAACUGGAGAACUAUAGUAUGUACUGUGUGAGCUGUCGUACUCCUGUCUGCUACCAAUGUCUGGAGGAGGGCCGACACAGCAAGCAUGAAGUCAAACCUCUAGGGGCCAUGUGGAAACUGCACAAGGCACAACUGUCUCAAGCACUGAAUGGGGUUUCUGAUAAAGCAAAGGAAGCUAAAGAGUUCUUGGUUCAACUCAAGAACAUACUUCAGCAGAUCCAGGAAAAUGGGCUAGACUAUGAAGCCUGCCUGGUUGCUCAAUGCGAUGCCCUGGUUGAUGCUUUAACUCGACAAAAAGCCAAAUUACUCACCAAGGUCACUAAAGAGCGGGAACACAAAUUGAAGGUGGUUUGGGAUCAGAUCAACCAUUGUACAUUAAAAUUACGCCAGUCAACAGGCCUAAUGGAAUACUGCCUAGAAGUAAUCAAAGAAAAUGACCCCUCUGGGUUCUUACAGAUUUCAGAUGCUCUGAUCAAGCGUGUCCAGGUGUCUCAGGAGCAGUGGGUCAAAGGAGCUUUGGAGCCCAAGGUGUCAGCAGAGUUUGACUUGACCUUGGACAGCGAGCCUCUGCUUCAAGCUAUCCAUCAACUGGACUUCAUCCAGAUGAAAUUGCCACCCAUCCCCUUACUACAGCUGGAGAAGUGCUGUACCCGAAAUAACAGUGUCACCCUGGCCUGGAGGAUGCCACCUUUUAUCCAUAGCCCAGUGGAGGGCUAUAUCCUGGAGCUGGAUGAUGGAGAUGGUGGACAGUUUCGGGAAGUCUAUGUUGGCAAGGAGACCCUCUGCACCAUUGAUGGCCUUCAUUUCAACAGUACAUACAAUGCAAGAGUCAAGGCUUUCAAUUCCUCUGGAGUUGGACCUUACAGCAAAACUGUUGUUCUCCAGACAUCUGAUGUGGCUUGGUUCACAUUUGACCCCAACUCCGGCCACCGGGACAUCGUCCUGUCAAAUGACAACCAGACAGCAACAUGUAGCAGUUAUGAUGACCGAGUGGUACUGGGCACAGCAGCUUUUUCCAAGGGAGUCCAUUAUUGGGAACUCCACGUGGACCGAUAUGACAACCAUCCGGAUCCAGCUUUUGGCGUAGCCAGAGUUAACGUGGUCAAGGAUAUGAUGCUGGGCAAGGAUGACAAGGCUUGGGCCAUGUACGUGGACAAUAACCGAAGCUGGUUCAUGCAUUGUAACUCUCAUACCAACCGGACCGAAGGUGGUGUAUGUAAAGGGGCUACAGUUGGUGUACUUCUGGAUCUGAAUAAACAUACCCUGACUUUCUAUAUCAAUGGACAACAACAGGGUCCUACUGCCUUUGACCAUGUGGAUGGAGUCUUCAUGCCAGCUGUCAGCCUCAACCGGAAUGUCCAGGUCACCUUGCACACAGGACUGGAGGUGCCAUUGAAUCCCAGACAGCAAAAACUGUCUGGCAACUGAAAUCCCAGCUUCAUGCCCAUCAAGAUCUUCCCUGAGAGAAGCUUGCCAUCCCUCUCUUCAAAAUGAGCACAGAAUCUGUUCCAAGUAACACAAAAUGGUCAAAUGAGGAAGGCAGCCCAGUAGCCACUGAAGACCAUGUAAAAAACUUUUCACAAUGGAGAAUCAGGAAUGGGUCUCCUCACCACAAGUUCUUUUUCACGUGUAGAUGUGGGUGUGUGAUCUGUACAUUUAUCCUUGUAGCCUCACUUUUUCAUAGCAGAGCUCUGUAGGGUGGGAUGGGACAAUGACAUCCCUGAUGAGAUUAAGCUGUUUCUCUGGGAACCUCCAAAGUCAGAAUUCCUUUUCCUAAUUAUGAAAAAGGGAACUUUAAAAAGGGGUGCAAGAUAGCAAGUCUAGGUUCUAUGUGUAGUUUCCUGUAACUCGUUUCAAAAUAGGCAUUGUUUGUUGGUUUUCCAUUUCCUGGUUCUGAGAAUGAUACUACCAGAAAGGGCAAUGACAAUUGUUUAAUUCCCAGUAUUAGAGGGAAUAUGUUGGGCAUUUUGCCUUUUCUUCUGAGAUGCCCUCACUUCUUGGUAGUCCCAAGACUGAUGGAAUCUCUGCUUAGAAUAGGAAAAUCAUUCCAUACAGCUAACAUCUCCAAUUUCUUCUUUCAGGAGGCUACCGUCUAUUACCUGGUACCUACAGGUAUCAAUCUAAUCUAAUAAUGCAAUAAAAAAAAGUUUUACCCUCUGUCUUAGAAUUAAUACCAUGCAUUGGUUCCAAGGCAGAAGAGUGGUGAAAGCUGGGCAUUGGAGGUUAAGUGAUUACCCAGGGUCACACAGCUAGGAAACAUCUGAGGUCACAUUUGAACCCAAGACUUCCAGGCCUGGCUCUCAUUCCACUGAGCCACCUAGCUACACCCUAAUAAUGCAAUUUUUUUAAAUAAAAUUUAUUAAGCACCUACUGUUUGCAUAAUAUAAUAUCUUGUCCAUAAAGUAAUCCAGAAUGUAGAAAGGAAAGAAUAAAUCCUGGAUUCUAAUUUUUCUAUUAAUUUAUUCUGAACUUCACAGAAUGGCAGGGCAGAAAGGGUAAACAGUAAUUGAAUCCAAAUAGUAAGCAGUAAUUAAUUUCAAAAAGGCUAUGGACAUUUCAUUGAGCCAAAGCCUUGAUAACAAUCAGCAACAUGUAGUAGGAAAUAAAAAGCAGAUUAAGUGUAAAAAAAAGAUAAAAAGAACUUGUAGUAUCUAACUCAUUUGUAUCCCCAGUCCUUGCAACUCUGUCCUUGACUAAGAUCUACCCUAAAACAAAUACACACACACACACACACACACACACACACAUAGAGGAAAUCUAUCUAAAUACCCUAAACACUAGUGUUUUUCUGAAAACCUAUUGAACAAAUCACAAUGUAUCUCCAGGUGGAAUAUCCUUCCUGGAAAUUGAGUUCCAAUCAAUAAUAUGCUGGGAGAUGUCUAACAACCAGCUCUCUAAGGGGAAAAAAAAAAUAUGCACAAAACACUUUUAAGUUCAGUUUUAACUAUUAACAUUUUCUCCAUCACUUAAAGUCUAGACAAUCAACAAAAUAAUAAAUCAAGUCUUGAUUUGUAUCAUUUGCUGAUUUCUAAGGUGUAAAAUGCUCACUAAAAAAUUUUAACAAUCAACUCUCACCCCUAAUUCCAAGUGUCAAAGAAGAAAGGAGCUCCAUGUUCUUUUGCAAGGAAUCCUUCUGUUCCUCAUUUGAAACUGUCAGGGCCUAACAUAUAGUAGAUGCUUAAUAAAUUCCAGAAAAUUAAUUGAUCACCAGUAGCCCUCUAUCCUAGCUAAGAAAAAUAUAAAAUAUCAUUGUUCUGGUUCGUCAUGUUUCUCCUUGGAGGAGAGCAGAUUGGGACAAUAUUUUUGGGGUCUUGUAAGACUCUCUUAGAAAGAAGCUGGGAAAGAAGUGGAGAUCAGUUGGCCUUAGGAUUGCCCUUCCUAGCAAGAUCAGACUCAGAGCCACAAGAUGUAAAACUGGGGGGGGGGGUGUUCAUGAUAGGACUUCUUGCCACUCCAUACUCAUUUGUCUCAAAACCGAAGUCUGUGGGCAAAAAGGCCAAUGAAGUAAAAAAAGUUCUUCUCUGGCAGGGUGAGGGUGGGGAGUAAUUGGGGAUUCUACAAUGGCUGGUCCACUGGUGAAGGUAGGAAAUGGGUCAGUAAUACUUUUGUACUUAAAAUUGAACUGGGACCUUGAUCGUGUCUGAGAUGCGUAGUAUCCCCAGUCAUUGCAAAAGAAGCAUAUGAAACUCUAGGAUUGCAUCCUUUCCACCAAUACCACAAAGCUGGACAUGAUCAAGACCUUCCAGUUAGUCAGAUGCCAUGGUAAGUGCUGCCUCAUACUCUUCACCAGGGAAACCGAAUACUGGCUUAGUUUCAGGAGGUGACUCACUCCAGGAUUCCCAGACCACUAUGAGCCUGUACCAAAUCAAACACCCAAUCCCACUGAACACAUUUUUUUUUUCUCUCAGAACUUUUGUCUCCAAUCUGCCCAUCUCAGACACUGUCACUAGAUGGAAUGUUCUCAGAGGCACCACAUGAGAGGCAAAUGCAACACCUCAGUAUCAUCCAACUUACAGUUGAAUUUGGUCAAGGUGACCAGGAUAUAACUAGAUUCCUGAUAGCAGUAGAUGAUACGGAUAGCUCUGGAGGGCAACACUAUAACACUUUGGCCCUUUCCAUGGGUCAGAUUUUCAGCUGUUUUCCCUGUUGCCCAAUUCUCAUUCUUUGUAUACUCAACUCAUCUAGAAGCACAGCUAAUGAAUUCACUAUUUUCCCAUGGUACUCAAUCAAGCCUGUCCAUAGGCUUGUGCCCAGAGGUAAGUCUGCAGAUGGUAGUCACACUGUCAACUCCUUUGCCUAUAUGGAUUGCCAAAAAUUGGAUACCACCUUGGAAGUCAUGUUUUAUCUGCCCAUCGUGUGGACAAGGAGAUCACUGAGGAAUCAAAAGCAGCAGUCAAGACAGAGGAAAUUUCUAGUGACACUAGAACCUUUGGGAAGAAGGUGGCCCAAUGGGUAUGUUCUGAGAAGUAAAGCAAGGUAAAAAUCUUGACUUACCCAUGACCAGAUUUCUUCCUAGCCCUCACCCUACCAUCCAACAGAGACAUGCACUUUUGCAUCAAGAAUGAAAUGAAGGAAGCAACAUAAAUAAGCAAUUCCAUCUGGUAGCAACAAAUGAUUUUACUUUACUUUUCUUAAAGAGUAUGUUUUAUCAGACUUCUUAUUUUUAAAGUUGAGGGCUAACCUAUCUGCUGGAUCUCUUCUUACUUUGUAUGAGCCGAAACCAACUGUGUUUUUAUUAGGUUCUAGAUUCUUGUUUAUAUACUAGGUUUCUUACUAACCACCGGUUGAUGCUGUGCAGGUUUUGAUCUUUUAUUCAGUGGAACCAACAAGCCUACCUCAUGCUUCCAGAUUCUUGAAUACUCCUGAGGAACCCUCUCAUCCUGCAUUCUUCAUGAAGAGGAAGAAUGGGAUAGGCAUUGCAUAGGAUUGUUGUAACUAAAUUACCACUGAACUUUGUCCUAGAAAAAUAUCUUCUUCCCAACUUAACAUCAGAACUCAGCAGUUUCCAAGAAAGAGGAAGGUAGUUCUUCCUUUGACAGUUUCUGAGUAGGUCUGUUUCCUGCCAGAGAAUGUCAGGCAGAAGGAAUUUUGCUCUUGACUAGGUGAAGUCUUUAACUCUGGUUCUCUCUUUCCCAUUGCUCAAGUAAGAACUGUGAUGUCCCUGCUUGCAAAUUGCUUCUGGGGAUCAUGGCUCUGGGUGGAUUUUCCAGAAGAGCCAGUGGAAAUAAACAGAAAAUUCUUUUCUGUGGUAUCAGAAGAUGGAAGAAUUGGCAGAUUCUCCAUUCCCACCUCAUGUACUUUGGCUAGCAGUUUCUAUUGCAACAGACACACAACUUCCUUUGAAAAAGAUGAGAACAAACCACUAGGACUAAUUCAUCUUCAGAGGUAUCGGAAACAAAUUCAAACAAACAAAAAAGCAGCAUGUGAAAGAGCAGAGGUUUUCUUCUUUUCCUAAACUGGGGUCAAAAAGAAGCCAAGCAGAAUGUUUUCAGUGAUGUACAAAACUGAAAGAGAUUAAGUUUCUGGGAUCAGCCAAUGAUGCCAGUUAAGCUAGAUUGCUUCAACAAGUCAUCAAUUCCCCACUUUUGGAGAUAAUGAUGACAUUUAAUCAAGAGAAAUAAUAAUGCAUGUGAAGCACUUUGUAAACUAUCAUUAUUUCUUGUGACUGCUGGCUAAGGGCUAGGCUGGAUCCACUGGGCCCAUGGGGACAUCCUACACAGUCUUAAACCUGUGACAUGAGGGAAAGGAGAAUGAGGUAGAAAUCAACUCUUUAGAGUUUUUUCACAACUAAAAAAUCCUUGAUAUUAUCCAUUUUGGUGCAGAUUACAACCCUACCAUGCCUUAGGAAACAGUCCUUUUGAAUUAUUGUGGACAAAAAACAUUAACUGAUAGCCAACUUCUGGUGAAAAGCCUUUCUACCCUUGGUCUAGACCUCAGAGAAUAGGCAUAUGGUAGGACCAGAUAAAACAAAUAUUGUAAUUGUAAGUCUUUUUCACCCAGGAUGUAGCAUCAGAGUAGUACUUUAGGGGAUGGAGAUAGUUCUUGCUUGGAUUAAUAGGAGGAUUUUUGUAGGCUAAUAGCACUGUCUUCCAGCUUUCUUUAACCUAAGUUCAAAUCAAAGAAGAUACAUAGUGCCUGACUUCCCAAAGACAGAGGAGAAGAGAGGUAUGGAGGAUUCAGUGAAAUGAAUUAGUAUCAGAAAAGGAGAGAGAGAAAAGAAUUUUUCUAGCACCCAUAAGUACUAAAUCCACCUCUAUCUAUUAAAAAAAAAAUAGGAAGCUGAAAAUGCCUACAUCUUGAUGACUUUGCUAAAAAGAAAAUUACAUGGAGGCUGGAGAGAAACUAGUGCCUAAAACUUGACCUUUGGGAAAGGCUUCCUUCUCAUUUUCCCUCUUAGCACCCUUCCUGGGUCCUUUGCUAUAUGCCUUCUCCUAAUUUUUACCUCCCCCUCCCCCAGUGUUUGAGUGUAGAAGAUGAACAGAGAAGCCAACCUUCUAUGACCAACACCUCAAAAUGAAAAAUCUUACAAAAUGAAUGGGGUUGUACUUCCUCUUUCAUUUCCUCUUCAAAGCAAUGUUCAGUUUAUUGAGACCAAGGACAGAUGCCAGAAGGAAGGGCAAGUUUUCGCCACUCACCUUGUCUCUAGGACAUUAAAAAAAAAAAAAGAUAGUGAGUCAUUCUUUCAGUCCAGUGGACUCUUAGAAUUAUAUGGAGUUAUUGUUAUUGUCUCUCAUCAGAGUCGCUAUUACUUUCCUAUAUGGCAAUGUCAUUCUUUGUACAUAAAAACAACACAAAACCAACUUAUCCAAAGUUUAUAAUAGGCCAGCUAUAAAAUCAACUUAAUCCUAUGAAGCAGAGUUUAGUGAGAAAGGAUGAAAUUUGAAAUAGUGUGAAAUAUUAAGGAUCUCAUAUUCCAUUGUAAAUAAUGUUACCCUAAAGUAGGUCUAGCACAUUCAGUGGUGAUAGUUUGUCCUUUUCUUUCUUUCUUUCAUUGUUCCUUUCUUUCCUUUUCUUUCUUUCUUUCUUUUUUCUUCCUUUCUUUCAUUUCUUUCUUUUAAAAAAAAACCACAUUUCUUUAAAUACCCAAGAGCAUUUCAAAGCAGAGCUUCCUAGACUUCUCUUUUCUGUUCUGAAGUUUGGAAAACCACUGAGACCAACAUAAAGAGGAUGUAGACAAAGGUAACUAGGCCACAAUGUAACUGAUUAAAACAUUUUAGAGAUGUGUACCAAGAUCCUGCCUGAACCCAUCAACCCCCCAAGUUUCCCUGGGCAAAAUGCUUUAUAAUCGACCUGGGACUUUUACCAGGAGAAAGGGCACCUCUAUAUAUCACCUUAUUUUCUAGGGGCAGCUAUGUGGGCCACUGGAUAGAGUACAGGUCCUGGAGUCAGGAAGAUUCCUCUUCCUGAAUUCUAAUCCAGUUUCAGACACAUACUCUCUUUGUGACUCUGAGCAAGUCCCUUAAAUUUCAGGAAGUCACUCAAUUUCUCCAUUUGUAAAAUGAACUGGAGAAGGAAAUGGCAAAUCAUUCUAGUAGCUUUGCAAAAAGGGGGAUGGGGGUCAUGAAGUUAUUCACAACUGAAAAAUGACUAACCAUUCUCACUGUUCUAAGUGCUCUGUGCCCUCUACUUUAUCAAAACUUACUCUUAAAAAAAAUCAAGGGGGAAGCUGGGUAUCUCAGUGGAUUGAGAGCCAGGCCUAGAGACAGGAGGUCCUGGGUUCAAAUCUGUCCUCAGACACUUCCCAGCUGUGUGACCCUGGGCAAGUCACUUGACCCCCAUUGCCUAGCCCUUACCACUCUUCUGCCUUGGAACCAAUACAUGGUAUUAAUUCCAAGACAGAAGGAAAGGGUUUAAAAAAAAAUCAGAAUCUAUCUUUCAUUCUGGUAGCCAAAUACACAUUCAGCCACUAUAUGAUGAGGCUGAUUCUGGUACCACACCAUCUGCUUCCUCUUCCCAGGUUCUUGUGAAUAUGGGGGGAUGGAGAUAAAAUAUUCUUUGGAAGUGGAAUUUGUGAAUAUUAUAAAAUAUAAUUAUCAGGUACUUUGCCAUACCACCCCUCGAGUUUCUUAUAUGGCCACUCUAACCAUGCUGCCUCACAUGCAAAGUAAUGAAUUGGACAUUUCUUUCAUAGUAACCCAGGAAGCCUAACCUGAAACAGCUGUAAUGUUUGUAAUUUUAUGUAAUCUAGCAUCAGCAUCAAAAUGGAGUUUUCCACUGUAUUGUAGUAUUCUACUAACUCUAAAGGAAGAAAUUUAGUGAGGUGGAUGUGGGGGUACCUUAACUCUAAACAAAAGGGACAGUGUUAGACCCCCUUAUAACCUCAGGAGAUGCUCCCUGACCAACCUAGCCUACCCCACCAUACUCCACCAUCCAUAAAAAAAAAAUUGAGCCACUAGCUUUAGAAUGAAAACAGAGUUCUUGGACUUCCCUAAAAAGGGGGGGUCAAUAACAUAGGAAAACACAGGGUCUUCAGCUAGUUAGAAAGGAACAUUUUUGAACAUAGUUAGAAAACAAACAGCAAAUAGAACUAUAUUGUCCCUGGAGUGCUCUCUGAAUUUUUCUUUUCCUUUAAAAAAAUAGACAGUUGUGUUUGGGUUUUUUGUUUUGUUUUGCAGUGGUAGCAUCUCUUUGGAUUCCUUUUUAAGCAUAAAGGAAUCAAAACAGCUCAAACUGGAAAUUAACUGAAGAAGACAUGAAGUGAUAGUAUUUCUUUUCCAAGGUUCCAGGUCCUCACAACAGGUUUCUGAAGUUGCAACUUUUUACUCUAGCUCUGUUACUGACUCACCGUGAAGGUCCUAGGCAAAUUAUUUAAUCUCUGUGUGCCUCAUUCUCACCAUCAGUAAUAUGGCAUAGUUAUUAUCACAGUAUAAACUACCUCUACUGGCUAAGAAUGAAUGGUCAGUCAGUUAAUGGGUAUUAAGCACCUACAAUGUGCCAGACACUACACCAAGCAUAGGGGAUUAAAAGAAAAGUAAAAGGCAGUUCCUGCUCUCCAGGAGCUCACAGUCUAAUGGGUGAGACAACAAAGAAACAACAAUGUACAAACAAGUUAUAUGUAUAGGAGAAGUUAGAAAUAAUUAACAGAGAGAAAACACUAGAAUUAAAGGGGAUAGGGAAAGAAAAUGGGAUUUUAGCUAGGACUUGAAGGAAGUUGGGGAAGCCAGGGGGCAGAAAUAAGAAUGAAUAACAUUUCAGGCAUAGGAAACACAGUAAAAAAUGCCAGGAGCCUGGAGAUGGAGAAUCUUCUUCAAGGAACAACAAGAAGCCUUAAAAAUACAUUUCAAAUUCAAAAGGACUAUCCAAUGUCUCUGAAACCUUUGCUAAUAACUCUCUCUAUAAAAUAGUUGAUUGUACAGGAUUUGUCACUGAUCCAAUCUCCCAUCAAGUUUCUCUGGUGAUCAGCAGUGUAUAUUUGUAGGAUGGCUGGUCUGGUUUGGGACAUAAAUAGGUCUACUUUAACUACUAAAAAAAUCCCAACUGCUCUGGCUUUAAGAGGGGCCAAUUUUAAUGAGUCACCUUGUACAAGUGUUAUAAGCAUCAGUGUUCUCAUUGUUAGCCAUCAAGGUAUUGAAUGGGCAGAACCCUUGUGGAUCAUUGGAAGAGAUGGGUCAGAGCUUCUGCCUCCUCACUUAUGCGCCUCUCUCUCUCUCUCUCUCUCUCUCUCUCUCUCUCUCUCUCUCUCUCUCUCUCUCUCUCUCUCUCUCUCU